Molecule: messenger RNA, 1779 nt
Organism: Nicotiana tabacum (common tobacco)
Lineage: Eukaryota; Viridiplantae; Streptophyta; Magnoliopsida; Solanales; Solanaceae
Product: glucan endo-1,3-beta-glucosidase 12-like
Biological process (GO): carbohydrate metabolic process
Molecular function (GO): hydrolase activity, hydrolyzing O-glycosyl compounds
Source: RefSeq, a predicted model, not a curated record
UUUCAAAUCCAUCCAGCUUAGCUCUUUGGGUACUCAUAAUUGUGUAAGCACUUUUGGACACAAACUGACCCACCCAAAUAGUCCACAACUUUGACCAAUUGCCAUAGUUCACAUGACACAGUAAUAGUUAAUCAUGUAAAUUUUGUAAGAUUUUCCCAUAAGAUACAUAACAUAUGCACACCCCCAUAAGGAAAAUUAACCGCUAGUUGGCGGAAAUGUCUCUCCUUUGUAGUACUAUUGUUUUCCCACUCCUCGUUCUCCUCCUGCUGAGCCCUGUUAACGGCGUGGGCAUAAACUAUGGGACAAUUGGAAGCAAUUUGCCCUCACCAAAGAAAGUGGCUCAGCUACUUCAGUCCACCAUCAUUGACAAGGUUAAGAUUUAUGAUACCAACCCUCAAAUUCUUGAAGCCUUUUCCAACACUGCCAUUGACCUCAUUGUUGCUGUAGAAAACUCCCAUGUUUCAAACUUAAGCGCCACCCGAUCUGCUGCUGACGAGUGGUUCGCCGCUCGUAUCUUGCCCUUCAUUCCUGCCACUUCCAUUGUUGCCAUUGCCGUUGGAAAUGAGUAUUUAACCACUGAUAAUGAUGAUGAUAAACUAGACCAUAAUGCCUUGGUCCAAGCUAUGCAAAAUCUGCAUUCAGUUUUACUAGCACGUGGACUAGACCGAAAAAUCAAAGUGACUACACCACAUAGCAUGGCUGUUCUUGCUUCUUCAUUUCCACCUUCAUCUUCCACAUUUGCCACUACUCUCCUUCCUAUUAUGACUUCCAUUGUCGGGUUUUUGGCGGAUACCGGUGCUCCAUUCAUGGUUAAUGCGUACCCGUAUUUUGCAUACCGGGACAAUCCCGGUAUGGUCAAUUUAGAGUACGCAUUACUCGGAAAUGCAACCGGGGUACGUGACCCUAAAGGUUACGUGUACACCAACAUGUUAGAUGCACAAAUUGAUGCAAUUAGAUCAGCAGUAAAUGCACUCGGUUUUGGAAACCGGACAAUUAAGAUUAUGGUGUCUGAAUCUGGAUGGCCGUCUAAAGGAGAUAAAGGAGAAACCGCUGCAACCACUGAUAAUGCUAGGACUUAUAACACCCGACUAGUUGAACGUGCACAGUCAAAUAAAGGUACUCCCAUGAGCCCAAAAGACAACAUUGAUAUUUUUGUCUUUGCAUUAUUCAACGAAAACAAGAAACAAGGAGGAACAAGUGAGAGAAAUUUUGGGAUUUUCAAUGGUGAUGGAUCAAAGGUAUAUGAUGUGGAUUUGAGUUGUCAAUUCUGCAGCAGCAAUACUAAUGGCAAAAUCAGUUUUGGUUUCGGAGAAAAAGCGUCGUUAAGGGGACCUUCAGUUUGGUGUGUGGCUAAACCACAUGCAGAUGAGAAGGUAAUACAAGCAGUGCUGGAUUUUUGUUGUGGACCUGGAGGUGUAGAUUGUAGAGAAAUUUAUGAAAAUGGGGAUUGUUUUCAACCUGAUAAAAUUCAUGCUCAUGCUUCUUACGCGAUGAACACAUAUUACCAAAUGCAUGGAAGGAAUUACUGGAAUUGUGAUUUCAAAGGCACUGGCCUUGUUACCUUCAGUGAUCCAAGUUAUGGAAGAUGCUUCUAUUCGCAGCAGUGAUAAAGGAAUCAGAAAGGGGAAGGAGUGUGAGAUCAAUGUAAUUCAAAGUCUUUUCAAUCCAUUUUUACUGUUGGAUUAGGAGUAAUUAUUAAUGUUAUGUUUCUUUCAUGAAUUAGUAUCCCUAAUCAAAGGUUUUUUGUUACCAUCUGAUAAAGUUUUUUCUCUUUUGAUA